This is a messenger RNA of Amborella trichopoda, 4630 nucleotides long. The record is from RefSeq and is a predicted model, not a curated record. NCBI's taxonomy places the organism in Eukaryota, Viridiplantae, Streptophyta, Magnoliopsida, Amborellales, Amborellaceae.
ACCCGUCUACCUUCCCAACAACUUGCAACUACAAUCCAAGGGACGGAAAUCGAUGAGAAUAUUCUUACAAAAAAAACAGAAAAAUGAAGUGAUAAUGAAGUUGCGGUUGAGUUGGACCAAGUAAAGAUGAAUUCAGGUUCUCCCCAGCUUAAAUGGUUUGGUCAUGGAUCCUCUCUGGGUUCAGAAUACAUGGAGAAAAAAGGUAGCAUACAUGUCGAUCUUCUCUUUGGUAAUAUGGUGGAUGUUGUUGGGAAUGGGAGAUUCAUCUGGCUUACCUGGAUGCCAGGACAAGUGUGGGAAUAGGGACAUUCCCUACCCCUUUGGCAUAGGUGACAAAUGCUCCCUUCCUGGUUUUGCCAUAAGCUGCAAUUCCACCAACAACUAUAUUCCCACCUCAGUUGAUCUCGAUUCUCCAAUUCUCUCCUUUUUCCCUGGACAAAUUCAGCUCAACACUAGUGGAGCUGUAGCCCAUUAUUGUACCGAAAACGAUUCUUCUACUUUUUUCUGGAAUUUAACGGGAACUCCUUUCACCAUUUCUAGCAGCCACAACAAGCUCGUGGCAGUAGGCUGUGAAACUUUGGCCAUGUUUACGGACAACGCUAUCUUUAUGAGUGGGUGUGUGUCUAUGUGUAUGAAUAAUAGCAGCCAAAGAGACAGUGGGUCUUGCACUGGUCGGGGUUGUUGUGAGGUUUCGAUACCGGAGAGGAUGAGUUACAUAGAGAUGGCUGCUCAAAAUGUAAACAGCACAAUCAUUUCGAGCAUCAAUGGAUGUAGUUAUGCAACGGUUGUGGAAGAAGGGAGUUAUAAGUUCUCGGAGACUGAUCUGCAAAACUUCAUGAAUCGAACGGAUCUUAUGUUUAGAUUGGACUGGGUUAUAGGGAAUGAGAGCUGCAACGAUGCUGAGAAAAAUUCAAGCUCUUAUAUGUGCAAGGGGAAUAGUGUCUGUUUUGAUUCACCAAGGGGUAGUGGAUAUUUCUGCAAUUGCUCGAAAGGCUACACGGGGAAUCCUUACCUUGAUGGCCCUGCUGGAUGUCACGACAUAAAUGAGUGCAGUGGGCAGGUAUGUGUAAAAGGGGCUCAUUGCAAGAACUUAGUUCCGGGAUUCAAAUGCUCAUGUCCCUUUGGAAGCACAGGGGACGGUACAAAGGACGGAUCCGGCUGCACUAACUACUCUCGCUUAAUCUGGAUCAUCAUAGGGGUUGGCAUAAGCAUUGGAGUUGUUUUUGCAAGUUCCUUAUUGCUAUAUUGCGUGCUGAAAAAGAGGAAAAUCAUGAAACUAAAAGAGGAGUACUUCCGUACAAAUGGUGGACUCCUCCUAAAACAACAUGUUUCUUCUCAUGAGGGCACAGAGCGAAAGGGAAUUUUCACUUCUGAGGAGUUGAAGAAGGCAACAGAUAACUACGAUGAGUCCAGAGUAUUGGGCAGAGGAGGUUAUGGCACAGUUUAUAAAGGAAUUUUGGCUGAUGAUACUAUUGUUGCCAUCAAGAAAUCGAAAGUGGUCGACAAGAGCCAGAUUGAUCAAUUCAUAAAUGAGGUUGUCAUACUAACCCAGAUCAAUCACAAGAAUGUUGUGAGGCUCUUUGGUUGUUGCCUAGACACCGAGGUCCCUAUUUUAGUGUAUGAGUACAUCUCGAAUGGCACACUUUACCAGCAUAUCCAUGGAACUGAUGCAACGACUCGAAUUUCAUGGGCCAAUCGUCUAAGGAUAGCCAUGGAAAUUGCUGAUGCUUUAGCAUAUCUACACUCUGCUGCUACCACGCCAGUCUUCCAUCGAGAUAUUAAGUCUGCUAAUAUAUUGUUAGAUGACAAUUACACGGCAAAAGUUGCUGACUUUGGAGCCUCAAGGCUGGUGCCUAUGAAUGAAGGUGAGAUAGCCACUGUUGUGCAGGGGACCUUAGGUUAUUUGGACCCUGAAUAUCUUCAAACUAGCCAAUUAACUGAGAAGAGCGAUGUCUAUAGCUUUGGGGUUGUUCUUGUGGAGCUUUUGACAGGGCAAAAACCAGUUUCAUUCCAAAGAUCCAAGGAGUUCUCCACUCUUGCUAUGUACUUCAAGAGUUACACCGAGAACAAGGAUAUAAGGGAGGUCUUGGAUGAGCAUAUACUGAGGGAGGGGAGCAUAGAAGAGCUUGAGGCAAUAGCUCAAGUAGCUAGGAAAUGCCUAAGGAUAAAAGGGGAGAAAAGGCCCACAAUGAAGGAGGUGGCCCAAGAGUUGGAUAACAUUAGGAGGCAUGGCAGGUCACACUCAUGGUCUCAAAAUGAGGAGGAGAUGGAAUGUUUGAUUAAAGUGGAACCAAGCACCCUAAUUUGUGAAGCAGGGCAGUCCAGUUUGCAGAACAACCUGACAAUGUCACUAGAAAUAGGACGGCUUGAAUUUAGUCAGCAAAAAAACCCACUCACCACUAGAGAGAGCAUGUCGAUCAAGCAAAACCCACUCACCACUCGAAAGAGCAUGUCGAUUCCAGCUUUCUUCUCUAUGCUUCUAUGUUUGAUGUUCAUAGCUGUGAAUUCAUCUGCUUUACCUGGUUGCCAAAACAAGUGCGGAAACAUGGAUAUCCCUUACCCUUUUGGAAUAGGAAAAGGAUGCGCCCUUCCAUGGUUUGGUGUAAAUUGCAACACCAAUAAUUUUACGGUGACUUCAAACGAUCUUGGCAAUCUUCAAAUCCUCACCUUCUUACCAGGUGAAAUUAGGAUCAAUUCAAGUCGAUGGAUAGCUUAUGAUUGCAACAAUAGUGCUUCAAUUCCCUUAAGAAUCAAUCUUAUAGGAACUCCUUUCACCAUCUCCAAUAGCCUGAAUAAGUUUGUGGCCAUUGGUUGUGACACUCUGGGCUUGGUUUUAGACAAUAGUUCAUUUGCUAGUGGUUGCAUGUCUAUGUGUUUGAAUCGUGAGAGUGUUAAAAGUGACGGUUCUUGUAGCGGGAUAGGUUGUUGUGAAGUGUCCCUUCCCAAAGGAAUGGAAUAUGCUGCUUUGGCUACUGCUAGCAUCAACAACUAUACAAAUGUUUCCAACUUUGAUAAUUGUAGCUACGCAACUAUUGUGGAAGAAGAGAGCUUUAAGUUCUUUGAGCCUGAUCAACGCAACUUCUUGAAACAAAAGGAUCUUGUGAUAAGAUUCGAUUGGAUUAUAGGGAACGAGAGUUGCACAAUUGCUGAGAAUUCAAGUUCUUACAUGUGCACAGAGAACAGUUAUUGUGUUGAUGCACCUCGAGGUUAUGGGUAUUUAUGCAAUUGCUCAGAAGGGUAUAGAGGGAAUCCAUAUCUCAAUGCCUCUGCUGGAUGCCAAGACAUAAAUGAGUGUGCAGAAUCUGACCCAUGUGUACCAUCAGCACAUUGCAAGAACUUCGUUCCUGGAUACAAAUGUACAUGUCCCUUUGGGAGAUCAGGAGAUGGUACCAAAUUGGGAUCUGGGUGCACAAACCAUGCUCGCAUUAUUCUCAUCAUCUUAGUUGUUUGUGUAGGCACUGGACUUAUUGUAGGCCUCAGUUCAAUGAUAUACUAUGGAUUGAAGAAGAGGAAACUCAUGAAGUUAAAAGAGGAGUAUUUUUAUAAAAAUGGGGGCCUACUUCUAAAACAACAUGUUUCUUCCAUUGAGGGCACCAAGUGCACUACAAUAUUCACUUCUGAGGAGCUAAAGAAGGCUACCAACAACUAUGAAGAGUCCAGAGUUUUAGGUCGGGGAGGCUAUGGCACUGUUUAUAAGGGAACUCUGGUAGAUGGUAGUAUUGUUGCCAUAAAGAAGUCUAAAGUGGUGGAUAAGACCCAAAUUGAUCAGUUCAUAAAUGAGGUGGUAAUACUCACCCAAAUCAACCACAAGAACGUGGUGAAGCUCUUGGGCUGCUGCUUGGAGACAGAAGUGCCCAUCUUGGUUUAUGAAUACAUAUCUAAUGGCACUCUUUUCCAUCACAUCCAUGGAAAUAGCAGCUCCACACUAAGGAUUUCAUGCGCCAAUCGUCUGAGAAUAGCGACAGAGACGGCCGAGGCCUUAGCAUACUUGCACUCCGCAGCUUCUAUACCCAUCUUUCACAGAGACAUCAAGUCAGCCAACAUACUGUUAGAUGAAAAUUACACAGCAAAAGUAGCUGAUUUUGGCGCCUCAAGGUUGGUGGCCAUGAAUGAAACUGAGAUACCAACUGUUGUACAGGGAACCUUGGGGUAUCUAGACCCUCAGUAUCUUCAAACAAGCCAGUUAACUGAGAAGAGUGAUGUGUAUAGCUUUGGGGUUGUUCUUGUGGAGCUUCUAACUAGCCAAAAACCAGUUUCUUUCCAAAGAUCCAAGGAGUACUCAACCCUUGCUGCCUACUUCAAAACCUCCACUGAAAACAAGGACAUAAGGGAGGUGUUAGAUGAAGAUAUAGUGAGGGAGGGGAGAAUGGAGGAGGUAGAGGCAGUAGUCCAACUUGCAUGGAAAUGUUUGAGGGUAAAAGGGGAAAAAAGGCCAACAAUGAAAGAAGUAGCCCAAGAAUUGGGUGCAAUUACAAGGUUUGUUCCCUCUUCACAGGCAUGGUUUCAGAAUGAAGAGGAGAUGGAAUGCUUGCUUGAAAGACCACAAGGCAACCCAUCAGAUGAAUCCGGUCUGAGCAUUCAAAAUAAUCUAAACAUGUCACUGGAAAUAGGUCGGUAGAGAGAGAGAAAG